AUAACAAAGAAAAAAAAAAAGAAAACGAAAAAAAGAAAACAAAAUAAAAGAGGAAUAGCAUUGCCAUAUCUGUUAUACUGAUUCCUCCGUAAACCCAUCUUUCCUCUCUCAGCUCUCUUUGGUGGGGGAAAGGGUUUCUCACAGAGACGAAACAAGAAGAGAAACCAAAGAAAGCCUGAGAGAGUGAGAGAGAGAGAGGACGCUGUAGCAGGAUGUUAUCUUCCAAACCACACCACCUUCUUCACCUCCUACCUGCCAUUUUUCUCCUCUUGUCGAUUUUCUCACCUUCCGCAGCUUAUUCUCCCCCCCAACCUUUUCAAACCAUACCUAAUUCUGUUGGUGAAGAAAAUGGUUUGGUCGUUUUGAGGAGGUCUGUGGUUGAGGAGAUAGCACCUGAACCUCUUGAGGUUUCUGUAAACAGCACCCCUUUUAUAUUAGCUGCUGAAAGGACUACAAGAAAAGAUCCUUUGGAUGGCUAUAAAUAUUACACUGGUGGAUGGAAUAUCAGUAACAAGCAUUACUGGGCUUCUGUUGGUUUUACUGGUGCACCUCUGUUUGCGAUAGCCUUAAUCUGGUUUUCGGUCUUUGGGUUGACCUUAUUUCUUAUCUGUUGCUAUUAUUGCUGUUGCCGACGACGGAGUUAUUCGUACUCUCGAACUGCUUAUGCACUUUCGCUUAUCUUCCUCAUGCUUUUCACCAUAGCUGCGAUGGCCGGAUGCUUUGUUUUAUACUUAGGGCAGGGGAAGUUUCAUGGAAGUACGUCGAGUACUUUGGAUUAUGUAGUGCACCAGGCAAAUUUGACCGUCGACAAUCUCAGGAAUUUUUCAAAUGAUUUGGCUGCGGCCAAACGGGUUGGUGUGAAUCAGCAAUUUAUGCCUGUUGAUGUCCAGACUAAUAUUGACCACCUUCAAACGAAACUUAAUACAUCUGCUACUACCCUUUCUAAUCGAAGUACAGACAAUUCGAAGAAGAUACAUGAUGUCUUGGAUACCGUGAGGCUAUUUCUGAUUGUUGUGGCAGCUGUGAUGCUCCUUUUGGCAUUUCUUGGAUUUUGGUUCUCUGUGCUUGGUCUCCAGUUUCUUGUCUACAUCUUGGUGGUCAUUGGUUGGAUCCUUGUCGCGGGCACAUUUGUCUUGUGUGGUGUAUUUCUUCUUCUCCACAAUGUUGUUGCAGACACGUGCAUUGCGAUGGAUGAAUGGGUCUCACACCCUCAUCUACAUACUGCUCUAGACGACAUUCUCCCCUGCGUCGAUUUUGCAACUGCCAAUGAAUCCUUGUAUCGAAGCAAAGAAGUCACUUACCAAUUGGUGAAUGUUGUCAACCAGGUCCUUUCUAAUGUUAGCAAUGUGAACUACCCUCCUGGUCUUCAACCCUUAUACUACAAUCAAUCUGGACCAUUGGUGCCUCUCCUCUGCAACCCAUUUACUGCUCCUGGCAUGGCUGAUCGAAAAUGUGACCUUGGAGAAGUGGACUUCAAAAAUGCAACACAGGUGUGGAGGGGCUAUUCCUGUCAGGUGUCAGGUGGAAUAUGUACCACCCAGGGUCGCAUUACCCCCGACCUCUACAACCAGAUGACAGCAGCAGUAAAGGUCGGCUUCGGUAUAUACCAUUACACCCCAUUCUUGAUUCAGCUUGAAGACUGCAGUUUUGUGCGAUACACAUUUCAUACCAUCACAACAAGGGAAUGUCCUGGCUUGCGACGACACAGUCAAUGGAUCUACAUCGGCCUGGUGAUGGUUUCAGCUGCUGUUAUGCUGUCUUUGAUCUUUUGGGUCAUAUAUGCUAGAGAGAGGCGGCACCGCAAGUAUAACAAAAAGCGCAUGCUUAGGUCAUCAGGCCAAGAAACUCUACAAGAGAAGUUUCCAUAGGAAAGCAUUAAUACAGGUAAGCUGACUUGGCCUUUCUCAUACAGUUUGAAUCUUAGAUUGAUGUAAAUGGUAGACUGGGCUUGUUUUUUUUGUAUCAUAUGGCAGGCUUGUUUUACUGGGUUUUCCAUGUGUUUUUGAAUCAUUAUCAUUUACAUCUUUUAUUGUAAACUCCUAUGGUUGCCUCCCUUUUGAUAGGGUUGCAUAAUGUUGCUCUGAAUUCAAUGUCAAUGUCGAUGUGAAAGCUUAUGUUAUA
This is a messenger RNA of Magnolia sinica, 2121 nucleotides long. RefSeq lists its product as uncharacterized. Gene Ontology annotation, cellular component: plasma membrane; plasmodesma. The transcript is spliced from 9 exons. The coding region runs from base 213 to 1868 and encodes 551 amino acids. Lineage: Eukaryota; Viridiplantae; Streptophyta; Magnoliopsida; Magnoliales; Magnoliaceae. The record is from RefSeq and is a predicted model, not a curated record.